UUUUAAUGAUUAAUACAAAUUGGGAAACCCGUAUUUCCAGCGACAGCACCUGCCUGCCAUGGCGCGCGCGCGCCGUUUGGCGGUGACGUUGGACAACUGAAAACUUGCAUGGCGGAUUGGGAUUGCGCUGUACGCUACAGCUGCUGUCAUCCCCUCGCGGGGGCGGACUCCGGCGCACGCGAUGCUGCUCUGCUUCACACACAGAUUACAGCCUGGACCCGUUGAAGAAGUCCCGUUCUUAUCGAUGUAAACGCGGUCGUUUUGCGAGUAUUUCUUCUCCAAAGGUGGCAAGCAAGGACAGUGAGGCUGGCGAGGUGUAGCCCCCACGCCAAGGUUCCCCCUCAUUUCCCGCGUUUGAAGAUGUUAGGACUGAUAAGUUAUGAGCGGGCUGGCGGGAUACGUUGACAUUUUGAUUUACCGUUUGUCCAUUGGCUACUAGGAUUCAACAAAAAGUUCCCUCAAUAUGUAGCUGUUCAAAGCCCAGGCACACCUAAUGCGAAGCACGUGAAGCGGUGAGCAUGUCUGAGCCUGUCGCGUACUGAACCAGCAGUUUACAGUCACAGCAGACCAUGCCUCUGCCAUCGCAAUGCAGAGCCAAGGUGGAGGGUUCGCUCAUCCUCGAUGGAUGCCGCAGCUGGUUUUUGAGAAUGCAGGCACGCUUGAAGCUACUAUGUACACGUAUGAUUAGAUAGUCGUAGCCUAUAGACCAGGAUUUUAUCCCUGAACAGCACAAUAAAUCCAUUCCCUCUCUGCGUGACAGGCAAGAGGGAUUCCCUGAUGAGCGCGGAACGGCCCUCAGUCUAAAUCGUCUCUUAGACACCGGCGCAUUCAACUCCAUACAGAUAUUGUCAUUGGGUCUUUCACUCACUUGUUGACGGGCUAUGGCACUUACAAACGUAUUACACUCAGAUAAUAGCUCUUGCAUCUUUUAAAUUUCAGAAUAACCCUUUUAAAUUUCAGAAUAACCCUACCUGUAAACCUAUCUGUUUACCACAAGCCUGCAGCAUUCUAUUGUGUUGCAUGGGAAAGACGCAACCGUUUUGUGCCCAGGGGCAGGUUGGUGGAGUCUAGUGUUCAGGAUGUUUCACUACAUGGGUUCAAACCCAAAUAGUGUCUGAAAUCCUCCCGUAGGUACACUUGAACAAGAUGUACUUAACCCUAACUGCUCUAUAAUUACUGAUUUAUCUGUAUUCACCAUAAGUCACUUUUGGAUAAAAGUGUGUGCUAAGUAAUGGACAUAAGAUCUAAUAAAACUCGGGUUGAAAUGAGUUCCUCCCAUGUAUGGUAUGUGAAUAAUUCCAUUGCGCAUAAUUGAUGGCAUCCUUGUACCAGUACGGCUCAGAUGUCUGUACAAGAUCCCAUGAGUUAGUGGUUCAGGUGCUGUACCGCUCAUGGGCUGAUGAUGACUUUGUGUAUCUGCCCCCCCAGGACACAUGACAGGUGAGGAGGUUAUCUGUUUCAGGCCAUUGGGAGGCUUUGCAUCGCCCUCCAACCCUACACACAUUAGACACCAAAAUGAUCAAGAUUUAAGCCGUACCCCGGUGAUCUGGAAAGAGAUUUUGCUGGCAGGUGUAGGGGGCAGUAGUGAGCAUGGCUGAGCUGGGCAAGGGCGUGGAGGGCAGCCCCAGCCUGCAGAGGAAGAAACCCCCCUGGCUCCAACUGGACAUCCCCACAAUCCAGCUGACCCCUGAUGAUACUCCCACUGUACCCCAGCAGCCUGCAGGGCGGACUCCCCUGGCAGUGCCGCGUAGCGUCAGCAUGCCAGUGGAGAACCAGACGGGGCUCUCUGCCUGGGAGCCGGCCCCCAACCACUACCUCAGCCCCCCCCAGGAGAGACGGCCCUCCAUCACCCAGACCAUCAAGAGGGGAACGGCCGACUGGUUCGGCGUGAGCCAGGACAGCGACAGCACCCAGCGAUGGAGGAGGAGGAGCCUGCAGCACUGCAGCCAGCUCUAUGGGGGUCUGAAGCCCCAGGUGAUGAGGGACAUGGAGCUGCCCAGCCAAGACAACCUGUCCCUGGCCAGCACUGAGACCCCACCCCCUCUGUACCUCCCCCACCACCACCACCACCACCACCACCAUCACCAGCACCACCAGCACCAUCGCCACCAGCACCUCCAUCACCACCACCUCCACCCCAAUCACCAACACUGUGGCAUGCCGAGGGUGGUGGACCCUCUGGCAAGGGGCCGUGUGUUCCGCAUGACAGACGAGGGGCUGACCGUACCCCAGGGCCCCCCCACCCCGGGCACCGGCUCCCUCUGCUCCUUGUCCAGUUCCCGCUCCGCGCUCAACAGGUUGCCACGGCGACGAAAGCGCGAAUCCGUGGCGGUCAUGAGCCUCAAGGCGGCCGCUGCCAUCAUGAAGGGGCGGACUCUGAAGGGAAGCAAGUCUCGGCCGGGUCGCAGGCAUAGUUUCAUGCCCUCUGGUUUCCUGGACGAGGACACGGUGGACUACGGAGACGAACUGGACGUGUCCUUCUAUACCGGGGAGGGGCUCCCAGACGAGCUGUCCAGCUAUGCUGACGAGGUCUUCGAGACGCCGUCGGAGGCGGAGAUUUACCAGCAGGAGGAGGAGCGGGAGAUCACAGGAAGUGCCCUGGACAAGAGCGAGCUGGAGAGAAGUCACCUGAUGCUGCCCUUGGAGCGCGGCUGGAGGAAGGUGAAGGACAGCUCCCUGGUACAGCCCAAGCUGAGUCUGAUCCAGGAGGUGGUGGGCGCCAGCGGGCAGCAGCAGCAGCAGCAGCAGCAGCGCGGCCAGCGCAUCGUGGUGCCCGUGAGGAAGCUGUUUGCGCGGGAGAAGCGGCCCUACGGCCUGGGCAUCGUGGGCCGCCUCACCAACCGCUCGUACCGCAAGCGCAUCGACAGCAACGUCCAGAGGCAGAUAGAGGACAUGGACGACCACAGGCCCUAUUUCACCUACUGGAUCACAUUUGUCCACCUGCUCAUCACCACCCUGGCGGUGGCGAUCCACGGCAUCGCCCCCGUUGGCUUCUCCCAGCAUGAAACCGUGGACUCGGUCCUCAGAAAUAAAGGAGUUUACGAGAACGUCAAGUUCGUGCAGCAGGAGAAUUUCUGGGUCGGCCCGAGUUCGGAGGCGCUGAUCCACCUGGGAGCCAAGUUCUCCCCGUGCAUGCGUCAGGACAAGGAGGUCCACCAGCUGAUCCAGGAGAAGAGGGCCCGGGAGCGGGGCUCGGGCUGCUGCGUCAGGAACGACCGCUCGGGCUGCCUGCAGACCCCCCAGGACGAGUGCUCGACCACGCUGGCGGUGUGGGUGAAGUGGCCUCAGCACAGCAGCGCCCCCUCCCUGAACGGAUCACCACGGCAACACGGAGCAGUCUGCCACCAAGACCCCAGAAUGUGCCUGGAGCCGGCCUCCGUCUCCCCUCACGAGUGGCCUGAUGACAUCACCAAGUGGCCGGUGUGCACACGGUACGACUCUGGGAACCACACCAACCUCGCCCACAUCGAUUGUGCCAUCACAGGCAGGCCCUGUUGCAUCGGCACCAAGGGGCGGUGUGAAAUCACCUCCAGAGAAUACUGCGACUUCAUGAGGGGCUAUUUCCACGAGGAGGCUACUCUCUGCUCACAGGUUGCCUGUAUGGAUGAUGUGUGUGGCCUGCUGCCAUUCCUCAACCCUGACAUCCCUGAUCAGUUCUACCGGCUGUGGCUCUCUCUCUUCCUCCAUGCUGGGAUCCUCCACUGCCUGGUGUCGGUGGUGUUCCAGAUGACGGUGCUGCGGGACCUGGAGAAGCUGACGGGCUGGCUCCGGAUCUCCAUCAUCUACAUCGUCAGCGGCAUCACCGGCAACCUGGCCUCCGCCAUCUUCCUGCCCUACCGGGCCGAGGUGGGCCCAGCAGGCAGUCAGUUUGGUAUCCUGGCCUGUCUGUUUGUGGAGCUGCUGCAGAGCUGGCCGAUCCUCGAGCGGCCGUGGAGGGCCUUCUCCAAGCUGCUGGCCAUCGCCGUGUUCCUCUUCUCCUUCGGCCUCUUGCCCUGGAUUGACAACUUCGCCCACGUCUGCGGCUUCGUCUCCGGAUUCUUCCUGUCCUUCGCCUUCCUGCCCUACAUCAGCUUCGGCCGGUCGGACACCUACCGCAAGCGGGUGCAGAUCUGCGCCUUCCUGCUGGUCUUCGUGGGCCUGUUCUCCGCCUUCGCCGUCCUCUUCUAUGUCUACCCCAUCAAGUGCGACUGGUGCGAGUUCCUCACCUGCAUCCCCAUCACCGACAAGUUCUGUGAGAAGUACGACCUCAACGCCCACCUGCACUGAGAAUGGCCCAGUUGUGGGGGGGGGGCUAGCCGCCAUUUUCUCCACCGAUUUGUUGGACGUUGAAUUGGAGUAUUCACCCUGCCGUCUGGGGUCAACUGCCUUCGAUACGGAGAAAGAAUGAACACCUGGGAUGACUUGACGGUACUAUAGCGUAACAUAACAGUAUACAUGUAUGGGGGUUCGAACACGCAUGGAAAUGCAAAUGGCUUGACUGAAUACAUGAGAGUGUACAAAUGUCGAUGAACAACCAAUGAAUGAUGUGUGUGAGUGACCGGUCACCUAUCACAGCCGAGGGACGUGUAUGACAAUGACUUAAGGGCGCCCUCUGGUGGCAGAUAGAGAAACAUCCCAACCUAUGACCCAUGUUGUCAUCGGGGCUUCAUAUCAACAGGUUAUGAGACUGUACAAUGCCAAACUGUGCCUUUUGUUUGAGGCACGAACAUGCACAGAAAUAAACAGGGAGGCUACUGUCAGUAAAGCCAAACGGAGGAAGGAACAAGCACAUACACGGCAUGCGUUUGUUAUUGCUCCCACAUGUCAACCACACAAAUAUGCACUUAUUACGACACACAAACACAACACACACGUGAGUGUUCCCUGAUCACACAGUGGUCAAUUAACAUAUUUAGCCUUAGAAUUGUGGUUUUAUCCAGGCUUAAUAAUAGCAUAAGUGAGGUGUAACUGUGAACACAAUAAUGUACGUUGAGUACAACAAUUAUGGUAGGCCUACAACAUUUCUGUCCAGAGUAAACAUUUCAAGGUAGCUAUUUACAUAUGCUACACAGACCAAUCACGAUGCCAAACAGAGCCUACAGAGCACAUUUUCACAAGUUUCAGGACUGCAUGAAAACACUUUUAAACACCUAUUGUACUUGUAACGAGAGCACUUGUCAAGAAAAUUAUUUUACAUUUUUUAUGGUUUCUUGUGGAAUGUUGUUGAUGUAUGAACGUGUUUCUGUGUUCUAUAAGAUGCCGUUUUAGCCAUUCUUGGGACUAAAUACAAACGCAAUGGCCGAAAGAAAUCAAGUUCUAAAUGCUCUUCAUUUGUUGCCUUGGCUUGUUCUUGUUUUUUUUUCUACUUUUGCCAUGAACGUUUUGCCUUCAGACCAGACCAUGUCCAAUGGACUGUCCUUAUUAAUUAAGGAGGGAGGAUAGCUAGGCCUAGUGAGACUGUUUCACUCCCUGACGAGAUGAAAUGCCUAAUGCCUAACCCCUACCUCCAGCUUAAUGAACUCAAUGACCUAUGUCCUAUUCAACACUGUACGUGAAGUUUCUUCUCAACCUGUAAAUGGUAAAAAAAAUAAUGUUCGAGGUAAUGCAAAAUCUUAAAAUCAUGAAUCAUUUGUAAACACGUUCAUCUGCGUGAACGUUGGAAUAUUUUGCUUUAGCCGCCAAUAGGUGGCAGCCUUACGCAAAUUACUGAGGCCCCGUAAAGAAAAUACCUCGCAAGAGCCUGGUCUUGUAAAUGAGCGUUUCAAACGGUUUCAAUGUUUCAACCUUGAAGCACAAAGCAACGUCGUUCCCUCAUUAAUUCAAGCAGGAGACUUAUUUAUUACCGCGCAGAACUCUUAAAGGUGCCCCAAAUGAUCCCUCUCUUUUGUUUUCAUCGGGUCGGUUCAUUCAACACCCCCCCCAACCCUCCUUGA
Messenger RNA from Gadus chalcogrammus (walleye pollock), 5912 nucleotides. It is a transcript of the gene rhbdf1b, whose product is annotated as rhomboid 5 homolog 1b (Drosophila). Gene Ontology annotation, biological process: regulation of protein secretion; regulation of epidermal growth factor receptor signaling pathway. Gene Ontology annotation, cellular component: endoplasmic reticulum membrane. The transcript has 20 exons. Gene Ontology annotation, molecular function: serine-type endopeptidase activity. The coding region runs from base 1591 to 4266 and encodes 891 amino acids. The record is from RefSeq and is a predicted model, not a curated record. NCBI's taxonomy places the organism in Eukaryota, Metazoa, Chordata, Actinopteri, Gadiformes, Gadidae.